Messenger RNA from Saccostrea echinata, 412 nucleotides. Its product is annotated as receptor-type tyrosine-protein phosphatase alpha-like. Bases 1 to 354 code for a protein of 117 amino acids. Gene Ontology annotation, molecular function: protein tyrosine phosphatase activity. Gene Ontology annotation, biological process: protein dephosphorylation. Lineage: Eukaryota; Metazoa; Mollusca; Bivalvia; Ostreida; Ostreidae. The transcript is spliced from 3 exons. The record is from RefSeq and is a predicted model, not a curated record.
AUGACUCGGACAGUAACAGUAAUAGAACCAAGGUCUAGCAUCAAAACUUUCGGAACACCUCUGGAUACUUCCCAGCUUCGAUGUCUGGUUUCUGUCGCUCUUAGUGUGGAGAAGGAAAACCCUGUCAUCGUUGUCAGCAGCGAUGGAGCUUCCCUCUGUGGUGCCUUUUGUGCUGUUCAUAACGUGAUUCAACAAACAAACAUGGAUACAAACGUGGAUGUUUUUACCUCCGUCAGACAACUUCAAAUUCGAAGGCCCAAGUUCUGUUCAAGUCUUGAAGAAUAUGGACUCAUCUUCAAGGCCGUGGAUGAUCACAUACAGAGAGGCACAGAAAACAUAUACUCUAAUCAAUAGAAGCAUAUUUCAUCAAAAAGAGACUUACACAUAAUAAUAAUAAAAUUGUAAAGCUCAU